AACUAUCAGAGGGCGGCUGAAGACCUGAGGAACGUCCUGCAGACCGAACCACAGAACAUCACUGCUACUAAACUUCUGGUUGAGGUGGAUAAGAAACUAAUCCAGUGUCAACCGGAGACGGAACGUAAAAGCAAGAAGAUCCUGAUUCAGGAAGUGGAGGAGGAUGAGAUACGGGAAGAGCAGAGAGCUUGUCCGGUUGAGCCCAGCGAGGCAGUGGGAGGGGAGAGUGCCGCUGCUGCUCCUGCCGAGAGGGGAGACAUGGGAAAUGCUCAGAAGAAGCCCCACGGCAGAGGAGGGGAAGGGGGCCCCAGCCCGCACACAGACCACAAUUCACACGGAAGUCACUGGAAAAACCGGGGAGGAAUUGCAGAGAAGUACAAGGUGAACCAACAGGAUCCGACGUCGGACAAGGGUCUGGGGAACGGAGCUCAGGGCUCUGGCAGGAGGGACUCUGAGGGAGCCAGGCCGGUCGGGGGAGACGGAAGCAACCUCGACGCCCCUUGCGGGGCCCUCCCCCCGCCGUUGGCCCGGCUCAAGAACGAGGGAAACCUGUUCUUUAAGAACGGACAGUUUGCUGAUGCGCUGGACAAAUAUUCACAGGCCAUCACGGGCUUCACAGACUCAGGAUUGGACAGCCCUGAGGACCUGUGUGUGCUCUACUCUAACAGAGCAGCAUGCUACCUGAAAGAUGGAAACAGCUCUGAGUGUAUACAGGACUGCACCAGGUCCUUGGAGCUGCAGCCCUUCUCCCUCAAGCCCCUCCUACGCAGAGCCAUGGCUUAUGAGACUAUGGAGCGGUACCGACAGGCCUACGUGGAUUACAAGACCGUGCUGCAGAUAGAUAUCAGUGUGCAGGCUGCACACGACAGUGUUAACAGGAUCACGCGGUUACUGAUAGAGCAGGACGGAGAACAGUGGAGAGAGAAACUACCCGAGAUCCCUCUGGUCCCACUAUCAGCUCAGCAGCACCGCAGGGAGGAACCACCCAGCGCUGAGGUCCUACAGGCCAGAGCAGAGAAGGCCAAGCAGCACGCAGCCCAAAAAGCAGAAGUCUGUUUCAAUUCGCUGAAACAAGAAGGAAAUGAGUUUGUGAAGAAAGGUCUGUUCCAGGAGGCUCUGAGGACGUACAGCGAAUGCCUUAAGCUGAAGCCAGAGGAAUGUCCCAUCUACACCAACCGAGCGCUGUGCUUCCUGAAGCUAGAUAUGUUUGCUGAAGCCAAGCAGGACUGUGACUCUGCCCUGAGGCUGGAGCCAGCCAAUAAGAAGGCCUUCUACAGACGGGCCAUGGCCAAUAAAGGCCUCAAGGACUACCUGGCGUGCAGCUCUGACCUACAGGAGGUGCUACAGCAGGAUCCCAACGUAGCGGAGGCUGAGAAGGAGCUGGAGGAGGUCACUCUGCUGCUCAGACAGAGUCUGGCCCGGGGAUCACCUAGCAACCCCAGGAGGACUGUACCUAUCACUGAGGUUGAGGGGACUGAGGACGAAGACCGUCAGGCUGCAGAGCCAGACAGGACCAGAGCAGCAGAAUCAGAGACAGCAGAAACAUCAACAACAUCCACAUCAACCCCAGGCCCAGCAGAGAACCACUGUGGAGGAGGAGGAAGAGGAGGAGAGGAGGAGGAGGAGGCAAUAACCAUCAACCUCCAGCCCUCCAACGCCUACGAGUUCAACCAGUCCCUGAACGCAGCGCGGGCCCAGUCCAACCUCCCAGCCUGUGCUGAGCUGCUGAGCCGUGUUCCCCCUGAGACUCUGCCCGUCUACCUCAGUAAUCAGCUGGAUGGACACACAGUCAGCUUCAUUAUGCAGAGCCUGGACACACAGCUCCUACAGAAGGACCCUGACCUCGUCUACCAGCACCUCAGCCAUCUACACACUGCUGACAGGUUCUCGGUCGUCGUGAUGCUGCUAAAGAGUGACCAUGAUCAGAUGACUCGACUGUUUGACCGUCUGUCUGCUGUGGACAGUGAUGCCUUCAGUAAGAACGAUGUGCAGAACCUGGCCAACAAGUACAUCUGACCUCUAACCUCUGACCCUGUCUGGCCUGCUGGUGCGCGUCCCAACUAGGUCCCUAUUAACCGAGUGCACUAUGGAGGGAGUAAGGCACCAUUUGGGAACAUCGCAGCCGACUUUAAACACGAGUCCAGACUGCAAAUCACCUUGCGUCAUAAAUAACUACUCACUAUUAUUUUGUAGGUCAAGUCACAAUUUACCCAUGAUACACCACGGUUUUGAUGUUCUCAAACGCGACCCUUCACUCUGUCCUGCGUGAAGCUCCCAACACGACGUACUGGAUCUAUGCAAUGUUGCACAGCACGACUCAGAAGAUGCUGAACGUGCUCAGAGCAUUACGGACCCAAACCGACCCAGAAGAUGCUGAACGUGCUCAGAGCAUUACGGACCCAAACCGACCCAGAAGCUG
Messenger RNA from Oncorhynchus nerka (sockeye salmon), 2419 nucleotides. Its product is annotated as sperm-associated antigen 1A-like. The transcript has 11 exons. Gene Ontology annotation, cellular component: cytosol. The record is from RefSeq and is a predicted model, not a curated record. Lineage: Eukaryota; Metazoa; Chordata; Actinopteri; Salmoniformes; Salmonidae. Gene Ontology annotation, biological process: axonemal dynein complex assembly. Gene Ontology annotation, molecular function: protein binding. The coding region runs from base 259 to 2016 and encodes 585 amino acids.